GAAAGUCAACAGUUAACUAUGGCAUUUGUGCUGAGAAGAGUUUAUCCAAGAGCUGUACCCAUUCCAGGAGCUCUGAGUUCUUUCUGCUGGAGAAUAAAGUCUUGUGAUGAUGAAAGACUGGCUCUGUUAUCCACUGCUGUACCAUCCCAUAAACCACGUGGGGAGAAGGAAGAAACCAGGUCUUAUAAGUUGGGACUGUUGCUUGGAUUGGGUUGUUUCUAUCUGUACAGUUACACAAAGAAUAAAGAGGACAUGAGAAAAGGGAUAUUUCAAACCGCCGGCUGUACUGCUACAGAAUCAGAUGAUAAAGGAGCAGGUCAGAGAAGAUCAGCUAGGUAUAAUUUCCUCGCAGAUACUGUAGAGAAGGUAUCUCCCAGUGUAGUUGGAAUAGAACAAAGAAUGUUUCAGCAUCGCAGAGCCUGGAAGGUUCAAGCUCCCAUUGGAUCUGGUUUUAUAAUUAAUGGUGGGCGUUACGUACUAACAAACGCUCAUGUAGUGCACUCCACUCAAUCUGUAACUGUAAAACUUUAUAAUGGACGGACGCUGACUGGUACAGUUACUCAUACUGAUCAUGUUGCUGACCUGGCACUCAUAAAACUAGACUUACCCAAAGGAUCUGAACCACUGCCGUCACUAGAGUUUGGUUCCUCGGCUAGUUUAAGACCAGGAGAAUGGGUAAUAGCUCUUGGAUCACCAUUAUCACUAUCAAACACCAUUACUUCGGGUGUCGUUAGCAGCGUACAUAGACCAGCCUCUGAAAUACCUGAUCAACGACUCCAGUAUCAAAAACCAGACAUGGAGUAUGUUCAAACUGAUGCUGCAAUACUCCCUGGUAAUUCAGGUGGCCCACUGGUCAAUCUGGAUGGGGAGGUCAUAGGUGUCAACGUAAUGACAGCUGGUCCUGGGAUAUCUUUUGCAAUACCCAGUGACUUUGCAAAGAGGUUUCUAGAAAGAGCAAGUAAGAAGACAAGCAGGAGCAGUGGUUCUGCUUCAAGUCAUUACGGGAUUGGUAUCUCAAUGUUGACCAUAUCUCCAGUUGUACUCCCCCACAUUCAAAACAGGUUUACGUCAUUUGCAGUCUCUCAUGGAGUCCUUUUAGUUGAUGUCUGGAGAGGCAGUCCUGCAGAUGCAGCUGGACUUAGGAAGAAUGACAUUAUCAUUGAAAUGAACUCAAAAGAAGUGAGAAAUAGUGAAGAGAUAUACCAAGAGGUACAGAAAGGAAAGACAGUAGAGUUUCUGAUAUUAAGAGGACAUGAAAAGAAGAUUAUUAGAGUCAACCCUGAGCCAUUCUGAUGAACAUAGGACUUGUAAUACAAAGGUUGACAAUCACAUUAAUUAUUAUUUAUUAUUUUUGUAAUUAAAUGACACAAAAUACAAGGACGAAUACAAUGUAUGGUAGUUAAACUUAAUAAUAACAUUAUAAAGAUUAAUUUCAUUGUACUGUUAAUUC
Messenger RNA from Amphimedon queenslandica, 1450 nucleotides. Its product is annotated as serine protease HTRA2, mitochondrial-like. Bases 19 to 1293 code for a protein of 424 amino acids. Gene Ontology annotation, biological process: proteolysis; positive regulation of apoptotic process; programmed cell death. Gene Ontology annotation, molecular function: protein binding; serine-type endopeptidase activity. Lineage: Eukaryota; Metazoa; Porifera; Demospongiae; Haplosclerida; Niphatidae. The transcript has a single exon. The record is from RefSeq and is a predicted model, not a curated record.